Dentiscutata erythropus is the source of this 122-nucleotide messenger RNA. NCBI's taxonomy places the organism in Eukaryota, Fungi, Glomeromycota, Glomeromycetes, Diversisporales, Gigasporaceae. The record is from the annotation of a GenBank genome assembly.
AAAAUGGUGAUAUGACUGAAAAAAAUAUUAGUUUAAGAGUUUGGGGACUAAUUGAAAUAUUGCCAACGAUUCAUCAAGCCACUGUUGUACAGAUACAAAAAGCACAACAACAAAAUUUCUGA